GCGCUGAGCCUGUCUCGGCACGGCACGGCACGGCGGUCAUGUCGCGGGGCCCCGUGGCGGCGGUGCGGCUGCUGGCGCUGCUGAUCUGUUUGAAUUAUGGACAUGGGCUCUAUGUGAAGGUUUAUAAUCGAAAUGACAGGAGUGGCCUGCUGUCUCAUCCCAGCAGCCUAGUCAGACAGAAGCGAGAAUGGACAGUCCCUCCAGCUUUCAUACGGGAGGAGGAGGACAAUUUCUAUAAGAAUCCAAUUGCUAGAAUACAUUCAGAUCUUGAAGAUACAGGAAUAGUAGUAACAUACACUAUAUCUGGUCAAGGAGUAACAGAACCCCCAUAUGGAUUAUUUGUUAUCAAUGGAAAGACUGGUGACCUGAACAUAACAGGAAGGGUGGACAGAGAAAAGACUCCAAUUCUUCUUGUCCGAGGCCACGCACUAGAUAAAAAUGGGGCAAAACUGGAAGAGCCAAUAGACCUCCCAAUUAAAGUUGUGGACAUAAAUGACAAUUUUCCAGUGUUUUCACAUGAAGUUUUUGUUGGUUCAAUUGAAGAAUUGAGUGAAACAGGUACAAUUGUAAUGAGGAUAAAUGCAACAGAUGCAGAUGAACCAAAUAAUCUAAAUUCCAAAAUUGCUUUCAGGAUUGUUUCCCAAAGCCCUAGCACUCCAUUCAUCAUAGAUAAGAAUACUGGCGAGGUUCGAGUAGCAAAAAUAAACCUUGACAGAGAGACACAAAGUAGCUACUCUUUGGUGGUAGAAGCAAAGGACCGUGGUGGUGAAAAGGAUGGGAAUGCUGCAACAUGUUCUUUAGAAAUCAAGAUUCUGGAUGUCAAUGACAAUCUGCCUGUUGUUGAAAGUCGUACAUUUGAAGGAAGCAUUGAAGAAAACAGAGCAAAUGUGGAAAUAAUGCGAAUAAAAGUAUUUGACAAAGAUGAAGAGUUUUCUGAUAAUUGGCUGGCAAACUUUACAUUUGUUUCUGGCAAUGAAGGUGGUUUUUUCAAAAUUGUAACAGAUACCCAAACAAAUGAAGGAAUUUUGACUGUUGUGAAGGAGCUGGAUUAUGAAAAAAUGCAAAGCCUAAACUUAGGCAUUGUUGUUACAAACAAAGCAGAGUUCCACAAGUCCAUUAAAUCCAGUUACAAAGCAGAAACAAUUCCAAUCAAAAUUAAGGUGAUCAAUGUGAAGGAAGGCCCUGUGUUCCCUGGUGGCACAAAAAUCAUUGAAGCAAGUGAGAAACUGCAGAUAAAGCAGGUUAUUGGACAGUAUCAAGCCUACGAUGAAGACACUGGAAAAAUAGCAGAGCACAUUACAUACAUGAAAGGAAAAGAUGCAGCAAACUGGAUCACUGUAGACUCAGUCACAGGUGAAAUCCGACUUGCUAAAAAUCUUGAUUACGAAUCACCUCAUGUAGUAAAUGGUACCUACACUAUCACCAUGUUGGGUGUAACUACUGAUUCCCCAAGGAAAACAAUCACUGGCACAGUUGUCAUUCAAGUUAAAGAUGAGAAUGAUAACUGCCCAGUUAUUGUGAACCCUGUGCGGACUGUGUGUUCAGAUGCAAAAUUAGUUGAUGUUACAGCUCAUGAUUUGGAUAGUUACCCAAACAGUUAUCCCUUCAGCUUUACUGUCAUUGAUGAACCAGAAGGAACAGCAGCAAAAUGGAUAAUUGCAUCUGGAAAUGACACCAGCAUACAACUGGUACCACAAAACCUGAAGCCGGGCAGAACUGAAGUUCCCUUACUAAUAAAGGAUUUCCAAGGGGUCAGCUGUGCUCUGCCACAGUCUCUGAAGAUGACUGUUUGUGAGUGUGCAGAUGAUGGCGUGUGCCAGGAGAGGUUUGUUGGCACAAAGUCAGUGGGUCUGGGACCAGCAGCGGUUGCACUAAUCAUCUUGGCAUUUUUACUUUUGCUGCUCGUUCCACUGUUACUGCUGCUGUGUCCGGGUGGCUUGGGAGCAAAGGGAUUUGGUGGAGCAAAGACUUUUGCUGACAUACCAGACCACAGUGAAGCGAUGUUGCGUCAGUGGAACAGUGAAGGAGCAGCUCCUGAGGAGAAGCCUGUGCUAAGCUUCAUUCCACCCACUGCACUUGGGAACUUGAAAGGAGGGACAACAGCAGCAGCGGCAGGAGCAACAGCAGGAAUGAGCGGAGAAGAAGCUCUAGUAGGAGCAGGCAGCUCUGCCUCUCACGUAGGAGAGCAUCACAACACUAUGACCAGGGAAAGAUGGGAAGAGCAAAGGCGUCUCCUUUCUGCUGCCGACUAUGGAGCCAUGGCAGCUGGAGCAGCUGAAGGCAUGGCAGGUGUAGACAGCAAGACAGUCGUGUCUGGAGGAGGAGCUGCUGUGGGAGCGGCUGGAGCCAUGAAUGAAGAAUUCUUAAGAGACUACUUCAACGAUAAAGCUGUCUCUUUUGCGGAUGAAGAUGAGGAGCAAGCUGCAAAAGACUGUCUCCUGAUUUAUUCCCAGGGAGAAUCAGGCUCCCCUCAUGGCUCCGUUGGCUGCUGCAGCUUUAUUGAGGGGGAUUUUGAUGACCAUUUUCUUGAUGAUUUAGGAGACAAGUUUAAGACUCUAGCAGAAAUAUGUAUAGGUAGACAGAUCAAUAUGAAAGAUGGUGGCUACAAGAAUGAAUCAGGUUUUGGUCUUAGUGAAGCAAAGUCACAGUUCUUACAUCAGCAAAAUGCUUCCACCUCUGAACAAGCCUUUGCCUCAAGCAGUGGUUUCCAGUCCAUCCCACCCAUGCACACAGGCAGUGGCACAGGAGAAAGCACCCUAUCCAAAGAGGUGGUCACAGAAACAACUUUCUCAUCGUCCCAUUCUGGGCAUCACAAUGCCCAGCACCUCCCCACAGGCCACGCGGAGAGCAACGUCACCGUGACGGAAACAUCCUAUUCUGUGGGGGCUCCUGCCCGCUCGGGCCCUGUCUUUUUAGACCCUCAGUUUAAGGAGAAUGUAGUGGUGACAGAGAGAGUGCUGGCACCUGCAUCAAGCAUUCAGGGGAUGGUGAAAAUCCCUGAUUUGCCACACGGAAGUAACGUGGUGGUUACAGAAAGGCUGGUGAAGUCAGCGGGUGCAGGGCCAGGAGCCCUGGCAGUUCAGGAUCUUCCUGACUCACAAUAUGUCGUAGUGAGGGAGCGAGAGAGGGUGCUUGUGCCUGCUGCAGAGCAGGGCUCGCUCAGCUUCCCCGCUUCGACAGAGGAACGCAGCACAGUGCUGAAUGAAAGGGUGGUGACAGCCUCGGGGCUGCAGAGCAGAGCUGCACAGGCAAUGGGUGCCAGCUCAGGAAGGCAAGAGCAUGCUCUGAUCACAGACUCCCCACUUAACUUGAUGGGCUCUGACUUACAAGGGCCACCUCCUGCCAGUGCCACACUCAGCAAGUCUUCAAGGGUCACUAAAUACAGCACAGUGCAGUACACUAGCUCUUAGCCUGGCUCCAUGCAGAGGGUGGCAAUGUCCAGCACCCUUCUGUCUGCGUGCAUCCUGCCUCGGGCUUUUCCAUGAGAUCCAAAUUUGCUAGAGCUUCCAGAAUGGCAUGUACUCAUUUGCACUAGUUUGUAUAAAUAUGGAUUAUAUGACCACGAAGCAAGUAAGGAAAUCUGGUGUUAUGUUACAUUGGCAGGGAUGCCUUUGAAAUGGAAAGAUAUAGGAAAUAUUUUUUUUCCUGGUUUGCUAUUUUUUUAAAUUGCUUUUUAUUAUACAGAUAGUGUAAGAACACCACAUAACCAGAGCUGCAUAAUUAUGGGAAAACAGGAAAAAAGUGUCCAAUCUAGUGAUGGAUAGUAGCCUGCAAAGCACAAGCAAAGUUUUUGAACUAUUGCUAUUGAGUGUAUCUGAAGUCCUCCUGUGAGGGCAAUCAGUUUCUCAUUGUGUUUUUGCUGUUGUGUUGUUGACCAUGGUAUCUCCUCCUGAACCUUGCUAAGAAAUCUUCCUGAGAAGCCCAGGCCACCAAAGUUAGUAUGCCUUCAGAGCAGCGGUGUGUUGACCUCCUGAAGGGAUGUCACAAUUUCAGGUUAUCAGAAUUUCUAACUUCAGCAAUCAAUACUUGCAUGUUACCACAGCAGUUAAAGAGAGCAAGUAGCAAAAAAAGCUGAGAACUGCAAUUUUUCAUUACCUCAGUCUAAAAGUUCUAUUACUUAGGGUGGGUCUACACUGACAUGGACAAGUAAGCAUCGUGCACAUUUUUCACUUUAUUUAACUUAUGAGAAACAGUCAAGGCUUACCUUAGCCUUAGAGCCAGAGAUUCAGUCAGUGGUUUUGUCAGCAAAGUUUACUGCCCUUGGACAUCUGUAGGAUCUGAUUUACAGGCACAAUUCAGUAUUUGGAAUUGGUUUUUUGAAUGCACAGACAUAGAAGGCAGCCUUGUGUGUGUGAGGUUCCACUAGUUUCAGUACCAGAGCUCAAGUGGCUGGUAUAGUGCUGUGUAAUGACAGCUUCCCUUGGCUGUGACAAGAUAACACAAAGCUCCCUUUAGCUCUGCAAUAUUUGAGUUUACUUUGCUUUCCUUGAAGUUUAUGUGGUAAAAGCAAGAGACAGUACUGCACUGUUUGGCAGUAUGUACAGAUAUAUAUGCACAUGUAAAUAUUUGUAUACCAUUUGGAACAUUUUGAAGUUAAUUUUAUACAAGAAAAAAUGUCCUACACUCCUUUUGUUUUCUCAGAGUAUUUUAGCUGAGGCAUAGGUAGCAUGUUUAUCUCAUACCAGUGAAAUCAGCAAGUUGGUCACAAGGUACUGCAAAGCCUGUGGACCUGCAGAACUUUCAGGUUGUCUCCAUCUCCUGGAGUUUUCCUGCAGCUGCAGUGUUAUGCUUUCCACUGAUGUGUUCUGCCUUUGGCUAGAAAUGCUCUCAGUGUGUUUAGUUUUACUAAUAGUAAAAGUUGCUUCAAAAAUAUAAAUACAUAAAGUAGGAACCAUAACUGUGGUCAGCCAUUACAUUAAGUGGAAUAGUAUUUCCAAACAUAUCAGACUCCCUGCUUGCUUGGACCUAUUGGUUAUUUAUCUCUUACACUACAUUUUUUAAAUACAUGUAUUUUUUUUCUCAGCAAGCCUGCAGUUCCAAGUGGUCACCACUUUUCUGACUUUAUUCUGAUAGAAUAUCUUUGUGGGUUUAUGCAAUUUUAAAAUAAAGAACUCUACUAUA
Vidua chalybeata is the source of this 5121-nucleotide messenger RNA. It is a transcript of the gene DSG2, whose product is annotated as desmoglein 2. Gene Ontology annotation, biological process: homophilic cell-cell adhesion. Lineage: Eukaryota; Metazoa; Chordata; Aves; Passeriformes; Viduidae. Gene Ontology annotation, molecular function: calcium ion binding. The record is from RefSeq and is a predicted model, not a curated record. The transcript is spliced from 15 exons. Gene Ontology annotation, cellular component: plasma membrane; desmosome. The coding region runs from base 39 to 3410 and encodes 1123 amino acids.